AUGGUCAUGUUUAUCCAAGUUGGCUUUCAAUUCAGUGGCGGAAACAUUAUUACCUACUACAACACAUCGAUUCUGUCAUCUAUCGGGCUUACGGCGCCUUCUGUCAACUAUCUCUUGUCGGGAAUCUACGGACUCGUCAAGUUCAUCGCAGUGCUUCUUUACUGCCUGUUCUUCAUCGACCGUUUCGGACGACGUAUGGGACUUUUCAUUGGUUCCGGUCUUAUCAUUGGGUCUCUGACGUACAUGACCGUCUAUCUGGCUGUUGCCAGCCCAUCAGGAGCCAAUGGUACUGGUCCGGCUGGAUGGGUAGCAGUCGUAUGCAUCUACAUCUUUGCCCUUGGGUAUGCGAUCAGCUGGGGAACUAUUCCGUGGAUCAUCAACGCCGAAGUCUUUCCCACGAAGGUCCGUGGUAGUUGCAUGGCAAUCUGCAUUACCUGGCAAUAUCUUGUCAACUUCGCGCUCUCGCGCGCGCAGCCUAACAUGGUGAUUGCCAUGCACUCAUGGGGCCCGUUCCUUCUGUUCACCAUAUUCACCACCAUUUCCACGACAUACUGCUAUUUUGCGUACCCGGAGACGAAGGGAAUGUCCAUGGAGAAAAUGGGUCAACUUUUCCAGAUGCCCUGGUACGAGGUCGGAAAGUCGAGUCUUGCCAUUGUCAACUCUCAGAAUGCCCAGUCCGGCGGGUCGGAUGAAGAGAAGGUAAUGGUUGUAACGGCGGAAGAUGCACACGAGCAUGAGGACAGCGCGAAGCAGACACGAAAGGAGUAA
Colletotrichum aenigma is the source of this 768-nucleotide messenger RNA. RefSeq names its product putative quinate permease (gene qutD-20). Gene Ontology annotation, cellular component: membrane. The record is from RefSeq and is a predicted model, not a curated record. Gene Ontology annotation, molecular function: carbohydrate:proton symporter activity. NCBI's taxonomy places the organism in Eukaryota, Fungi, Ascomycota, Sordariomycetes, Glomerellales, Glomerellaceae. Bases 1 to 768 code for a protein of 255 amino acids. The transcript has 2 exons. Gene Ontology annotation, biological process: carbohydrate transport; transmembrane transport.